UCUUUUGAGCUGGUGCAAGAGUAGAGAAUAUCUCUGACCAUGAAGGCAAUGGAGGAGUAAAUACUGUAGGAAACACAUGAUGGUUAUGUCCAUGGUGAUCAUGCCCAUGAUCAUGUCCAUGAUGAUCAUGAUCGUGGUGGUCAUGAUGAUCGUGUACAUGAUGGUCGUGAGAUGUAUGAGUAGGGGCAUAGAGACCGCCCUGAAUUUGAGGGGUGUAUGCCACACCAUGAUCAUGUCCAUGAUGGUCAUGGUCAUGAUGAUCAUGCGAACCGUGAAAAACAGGUUGAUGAGGAAGAGGAGUGUAUAGUGUAUUUUGUGCUGGUAUAUACUGUCCAUACUGAGCUGAGGUAUCUACAGGUCCAUGAUUGUGAAUGACCUGUGGUUCUUUAUCAUGGCCUUUACAGGGAACACCUCCAUGACUAUGGUCAUGGUCAUGAUGGUCAUGAUGGUCAUGAUGGUCAUGGUCAUGAUGGUCAUGGUCGUGGUCAUGAUGGUCGUGGUCGUGAUCAUGGUUAUGGUCUUGAUGAUGUUGGUCAACAAGAUGAUUCUCCACGUGAGCUGGUUUGGUGUGUAGUGGUGUUGAUGUUUGGAUGACAAUCCCUUUGUUCAGACUACGAGAGCUCGAGAUGGCUUCGGGAUUGACAGGUGCUGGCUGAGGGGAUGUCGGUGGAAUUGGCCUUUUAUUAAAUCUUCUAGUAGAUUGCAUCUUUUCUUUUUAUUUAUUUCUCGGGUUUGUUUUGUGAAUGGAACCAAUAAAAAGAGAAGUUCAAGG
Phycomyces blakesleeanus NRRL 1555(-) is the source of this 772-nucleotide messenger RNA. RefSeq lists its product as hypothetical. The transcript has 2 exons. NCBI's taxonomy places the organism in Eukaryota, Fungi, Mucoromycota, Mucoromycetes, Mucorales, Phycomycetaceae. The record is from RefSeq and is a predicted model, not a curated record. The coding region runs from base 392 to 574 and encodes 60 amino acids.